This is a messenger RNA of Heterocephalus glaber (naked mole-rat), 4423 nucleotides long. NCBI's taxonomy places the organism in Eukaryota, Metazoa, Chordata, Mammalia, Rodentia, Bathyergidae. The record is from RefSeq and is a predicted model, not a curated record.
UGUGUGCGUGCGUGUGUGUGUGUGUGUGUGUGUGUAGGAAGAGGCGUUCGCUCUCUUAGACUUUGCUUCUUUCUGUGGUUUGGUUUCUAUAGAGACACUUCCUGUGGCAGAGAAAAGAGGUAGUGAGCUGGUGUUUCAGGAUGUGAGGGCCCGCAGGAGAAGACGGGCUCACUCUGCUGCCUGCCCACCAUCGUGCACUCUCUGGCCGGCUCUACCCACAGUCCCCAUGGUGGGCUGCCCCCACGGCGGGGACCCGUGAUCAGCAGCGGCAUGCCAGGGAAACCCAAGCACCUGGGUGUCCCCAACGGGCGCAUGGUUCUGGCUGUUUCAGAUGGAGAGCUGAGCAGCACGGCAGGGUCCCAGGGCCAGGGCGAGGGCCGAGGCAGCUCCCUCAGCAUCCACAGUCUCCCCAGUGGCCCCAGCGGCCCCUUCCCCUCUGAGGAGCAGCCUGUAGCCAGCUGGGCCCUGUCCUUUGAGCGGCUGCUGCAAGACCCCCUGGGCCUAGCUUACUUCACUGAGUUCCUGAAGAAGGAGUUCAGCGCGGAGAAUGUGACUUUCUGGAAGGCCUGUGAGCGCUUCCAGCAAAUCCCAGCCAGCGACACAGAACAGCUAGCUCAGGAGGCCCGCAACAUCUACCAGGAGUUCCUGUCCAGCCAGGCGCUGAGCCCGGUGAAUAUCGACCGACAGGCCUGGCUGGGAGAGGAGGUGCUGACCCAGCCCCGGCCCGAUAUGUUUCGGGCACAGCAGCUUCAGAUCUUCAACUUGAUGAAGUUCGACAGCUACGCGCGCUUCGUCAAAUCCCCGCUGUACCGAGAGUGCCUCCUGGCCGAGGCCGAGGGGCGCCCCUUGAGGGAACCUGGCUCCUCGAGCGUGGGCAGCCCUGACGCCACGAGGAAGAAGCCGAAGCUGAAGCCUGGGAAGUCGCUGCCCCUGGGCGUGGAGGAAUUGGGGCAGCUGCCCCUGUCUGAAGGUCUCGGAGGCCGCUCACUCCGCAAAUCCUUCCGCAGAGAGCUGGAUGGCAGGGCCACAAACAUGGCCUUACGCCGAGAAUCACAGGGCUCCCUCAAUUCUUCGGCCAGUCUGGACCUUGGUUUCCUUGCUUUCGUCAGCAACAAAUCUGAGUAUCAGAGCCACCGAAAGAGCCUCGGGAGCACUGAAGGUGAGAGUGAAACCAGGCCAGGGAAGUACUGCUGCGUGUACCUGCCCGAUGGUACAGCUUCCUUGGCUCUGGCUCGACCUGGUCUCACCAUCCGUGAGAUGCUGGCAAGCAUCUGUGAGAAACGAGGCCUCUCUCUACCUGACAUCAAAGUCUACCUGGUGGGCAGUGAGCAGAAGCCCCUGGUCCUGGAUCAGGAUUGUACUGUGCUGGCGGACCAGGAAGUUCGGCUGGAGAACAGGAUCACCUUCGACCCAGGGGUCCUGUGCAGGCUUGAGUUGGCGGUGCUGGAACGCGUGGUACAGAUCUCUGCAAAGCCCACCAAGCGGCUGCAGGAAGCGCUGCAGCCCAUUCUGGCAAAGCACGGCCUGAGCUUGGAACAGGUGGCUCUACACCGGGUAAGCCAAGGGACAGCUGACCAGGGUGGGUGCUGGGUGGUGGGGAGCGGAUUACCUGUCCCACAGGCUGCUGACCUCUCCCCGAAGCCAGGUGAGAAGCAGCUGCUGGAUCUAGAGAAGCUAGUGAGCUCGGUGGCCACCCAGAGACUGGUUUUGGACACUCCUCCAGGUGCAAAGAUCUGUGAAGCCAGCAACAUGUCCCCCUGCUCCAGCCAGGGAUGGCCUCCUAGGAUCCAGGACAAAGCCACUCAUAUCUCUACACAGCCCUCCAGUUCUCUGUUGGAGGUGCCCAGUACUGCCACUGGGAAACGGCAGACUUGUGACAUUGAAGACAGGGGAGCCAGGACCCUACACAGGGAGGGGAAGCAGGGAGGACCUUCCAGAAAGAGGGCCCCCAGCCAAUGAGGAGAGAAGCCAAACUUGUCCCAACCCUGAGGUAAGUGCUGCCACAGUGACCUCCAGAGAACCUUACCUGAGAGGUGAGGGAGAACCCUUCCUGCCUCAAACAGUGCAGGCUACACCUGCUGACCCCUCUACCAGGUACUCCUCUACCCUCUAUCUUCCCACCCUACUGCUUCCUCUUCCUCUUCAGAAUUGGUGGGAUAGAUCGGUGAGGUUUGGUCCACCUUGCCAUCCUCUUCCAGCUUCUGCCUUCUGCCCCCUUAGCCCAUUUUAUUUGGCUGGGGGCAUAAACUUCUAGGUGGGCCUAUGAUCCAAGCCUGUCCAGUCAGAUACUCCAUUUUCCUAGCCAAUCAGAGUUUGAUUCCAGAUGUUCCUCAGAUUCCAGUUGUUCCAAUCAGAAUUCCAGUCCUGGUCUUUUUUUGCUCUCUCUUUGGGAUUUGUACAAAGGACCUUCAGGAAGAGAACCUGCAUGAGAAUGAAGCCUGCCCAGGAUAGCAGGACUGAGAGGUGGAAGGAGAUUCCUGGCAAUGUUCACUCAUGCCUAAAAUCAACCACUUGUAGACUGUCUCCUUAGCCAAACAAAUACACUUUCUGGGCACGUGUAUUUGUUUCUAAGACCUGAAACCACAAGAGCCCUGCUUCACUGACCACCUCAGCAGUCUCAAAUGGUCUCAUCGAAGCAUGCAGGGACAACAGGUCAUCAGGCAUCCUAACAGGGAAUUGCAUAGCACUAGGAUUGCUGUGUGAGGCCUGGAGUGAGAGGAGGGAAACAGUCAUGUCCUUUCUCUGACCAGCUACGGAACUUCCUUCAGACUUCCUGGGACCUGGGACUUCUGCCCUGUGGAAGGACACACCCUUCUACCUGCCUCAGAAUAGAUGAGUGGGGGCAGCAAGUGAGAGACGGGCCAUCUUCCUGACAUUGGCAGGCAGAUCCUGCAGGCCAAACCCAGCCCUCACCCAUCCCUGUACCUCUGUGGGCCCAACAAUGAUGCCUGUUACCCUGACGGACCAAAGGGGUUGUUUCAUGGGAAAAGGGGGUCAAGGCCAGGUGAAGAGCCUCAUGGAAGUCAGCUCCUGCAGGGGAGGAACUCACAUUUACUGAGUUCUCCAAGAUAGAUGUGACCCAUCCUUUAUCUCAUCUUCAUCUUCGCAACAAACAAGCCAGUGGGAUGAAAGCAGGUUUGCAGGAGGGGAAGUGGCUGGCUCAGGGUAAUGCACGGAUGUUUCUGUGGAGCUUUGCCAGUACUCAGCUGCCUGAUGCAGGGACAUACUCCAGGGAGGGCCUGUGUGAAUAGAAACCUGGGUGAGGACCCAGCGUCCUCUUGGGGGGGGGUACAUUGAUAUGGCUACUUUUUUUUCUUUUUUUGGUACCAAGGAUUGAUUGAACUUGGGACCUUGCCCUUUCGAGGCAGGCGGUGGAACCACGGAGCUAAAUCCCCAUCCCAAAAUGACUACUUUUUGUGUGGAGUGGGGCAGUUCAGGAGUUUUUGCUAAAAAUUUAAAUCAGCAUGUGACCCUAGGGAAUCCCACUAGAGAAUCACUCACUCCAGGGAUGUGGAGGCCUGGCCCCAAAGGUUAUGUGUUACCUGAAAACUGGCAAACAACCACAUGUGGACAGGAUUUCGGGAUAAUACACACUGAGACAUGUCCAUGCUCUGCAAUACCACACAGCAGAAAAAGAAUUGGGUACAGCAGGUCCUUAUGUGGAAAAUUCUCCAAGACGUGUUAGUGCUCAGUGAAACAAAGCAGAGGUGUGUCUAUGGCGUGAUACCUGUUGUGAUCUGUUUUCUGUUGCUAUAACUGAAUACCACAGACUGGGUAAUUUAUAAAGAAUAAAGAUUUAUUGGGCUGUGGGUAUAGCUCAGCAUAUUCAUGGCCCUAAGUUCAGUCUCCAGCACCAAAAACUAAAUAAAUGAAAUAAAAAUGCAGGUUUAUUUUGCUCACAGUUCUGGAGGCUGAGAAGUCUAAGAGCAUGUUGCCAGCCCCUGGUAAAGGCCUUUAUAACAUGGCAGAGAUAAGGAGCUAGCCAGAGAGCUUAUUUUAUAAUAAAGCCAUUCCCCAAAUAACGCAUCGAUCCAUAAAUCCAUGAAUGGACUGAUUCACAAGGGCAGAUCCCAAAGGUCUCAUCUCUCAACAUUGCUAUACUGAGGACCAAGUUCCCAACAGUGACCUUUCAGGAGACACAUUCAAACCAUAGUUAUAAUUUCAUGGGGCCAGGGAUGUGGCUCUGGCACUGUGCCUGCCUGGCAAGCGCAAGGUCCUGAGCUCAAUUCCCAGUACCGGAAAUAAAUAAAUAACUUCAUAAAUCACAAAUGCAUGGGCACUUACAAAUGUACAGAAAGGAGAAAGAAAGUUCUACAAGUAUAUACAGUAUACCAAACUGACCAGGAGAUGGGGAGGGGACAAGGAUUGGGUAUAGUGGUCAAAGGAAACUUUUGCCUUAGCCUUAGUUUUUUUCUUCUUCUAA